Messenger RNA from Myotis myotis, 1061 nucleotides. Its product is annotated as cytochrome P450 4F3-like. Lineage: Eukaryota; Metazoa; Chordata; Mammalia; Chiroptera; Vespertilionidae. Gene Ontology annotation, molecular function: iron ion binding; monooxygenase activity; heme binding. The annotation marks the transcript as partial. The record is from RefSeq and is a predicted model, not a curated record. The transcript is spliced from 7 exons.
UCGGGGUGAGGGAGCUGAGGGUCCGGGUCCAGGGGGGGAGAGGUGUUGCUCAAGGCUGCGGUGGCUCCAGCGAGUGGAGCUGGCCUGGGAGUUGGGUGGAUAGCAGUGGGCCCCAGGAGCUCACCCUCUGCCUGCCCUGCAGGAUGCUGCAGCUGAGCCUGUCCUGGCUGGGACUGGGGCCGCUGGCAGCCUCCCCGUGGCCACUCCUGCUGCUGCUGCUAGCCUCCUGGUUCCUGGCCCGCAUCCUGGCCUGGAUCUAUACCAUCUAUGACAACUCUCGCCGCCUCCGAUGUUUCCCGCAGCCCCCAAAGCGGAGCUGGUUUUGGGGUCACCUGGGCUUGAUCCGGAGCUCAGAGAAAGGCCUCCUGUACGAACAGGGCCUGGCGAGCACCUAUGGGGAUGUGUGCUGCUGGUGGGUGGGACCCUCGUAUGCGGUCAUUCGCAUCUUCCAUCCCGCCUACAUCAAACCUGUGCUCUUUGCUCCAGCUGCCGUGGCCCCCAAGGACAUGGUCUUCUACAGCUUUCUGAAGCCCUGGCUGGGGGAUGGGCUUCUGCUGAGUUCUGGUGACAAGUGGAGCCACCACCGCCGCCUGCUGACUCCCGCCUUCCACUUCAACAUCCUGAAGCCCUACAUGAAGAUUUUCAACGACAGCGUGAAUAUCAUGCACGCCAAGUGGAAGCGCCUGGCCUCAGGGGGCAGCACCUGUCUGGACAUGUUUGAGCACAUCAGCCUCAUGACCCUGGACAGUCUGCAGAAAUGUGUCUUCAGUUUUGACAGCAACUGCCAAGAAAGGCCCAGUGAAUAUAUUGCCGCCAUCUUGGAGCUCAGUGCCCUGGUGACAAAACGGCACCAUCAGCUCUUCCUAUACAUAGACUUCCUGUACUACCUCUCCUCUGAUGGACAGCGCUUCCGCCGGGCCUGCCGCCUGGUGCAUGACUUCACAGACGCCGUCAUCCAGGAGCGGCGCCGCACCCUCCCUGACCAGGGUGUUGAGGACUUCCUGAAGGCCAAGGCUGAGACCAAGACUUUGGACUUCAUUGAUGUGCUCCUGCUGACCAAG